Molecule: messenger RNA, 2495 nt
Organism: Suricata suricatta (meerkat)
Lineage: Eukaryota; Metazoa; Chordata; Mammalia; Carnivora; Herpestidae
Gene: IL17RB
Product: interleukin 17 receptor B
Exons: 9
Coding region: 810-2351 (513 amino acids)
Molecular function (GO): interleukin-17 receptor activity
Source: RefSeq, a predicted model, not a curated record
GCCAGCCGCAUUCACCUCGCUUCACCUCAUCACAUAGGAGGAGGAGUACAGCAUACGUUUCCGCAGAGACCACAGUCACUUAACUUUUAUUACGGUCUGUUGUCAUAAUUGUUCUAUUUUGUUGUCAGUUAUUGUUAAUCUCUCGCUGUGCCUGAUUUAUAAAGUUCAUCAUAGGUAUGUACGUAUAGGAAAAAUACCUAGUGUAUACAGGGUUCGGUACUCUCCAUGGUUUUAGGCAUCCUCUAGGGUCUUGGAACAUGUCCCUUGUGGGUAAGGAGGGGGGACUGCUAUACUAGAUUAUUCAUAGUAGCAUUAUUCGUAAUAGCCAAAAAAAAUGGAAUGCGUCAAAUGCCUGACAAUAGAAUUAGAAUCAUAAAACCAAUCCAAUGCAUCAGUGAGCAUGAAUGAUCUGUCACUAAACACAGAAUGGAUGAAUGAAUCUCACAAACAGAAGACACCAGAUUUAAGAGUCCACAUUCACGUCUGAAUGCAAAGCUAAGUGGUUGGAAGUCACAGUAGUGGCUCCUCUUGGGCAGGGAGUCACUGACAGCACGAAGGGCGUUCCUGAUGUGUUUCCCAGCCUGGGUGCUGGCUACACGAGUGUGACAACCCUCACGUGGUCUACUUAAGCUCGGUGUACUCUUUGGUAUGUUACAUUUCAUGGAAGAAAACAGAGCAAGUGCAGAGAUGAUUCCCUCCACCACCACCAUCAAGUUUAGGAAAAGUGCUGGCUCAGGUACAUUUCUGUUUCCCAAAUGGCACCACUGAAGUCCUGGCAUUUCCCCCAAGGCAACUUGUGAGUUCUUUCCAUGAACCAAUCCUGGGGACCUAAAGCCCUUGUCUCUGGUUUCUACUCGCUCAGAAUUCAGUUCAAUUCAGGAAUCCAGGAAUGCCUGGGACAGAGAGCCAGCAUCCGCUUGUUGAAGGCCACCAAGAUCUGCGUGACAGGCAAGAGUAACCUCCAGUCCUACAGCUGCGUGAGGUGCAAUUAUACAGAGGCCUUCCAGACUCAGACCAGACCCUCUGGCGGCAGAUGGACGUUUUCCUACGUAGGUUUUCCUGUGGAGCUGAACACAGUCUACUUCGUUGGAGCCCACAAUAUCCCCAAUGCAAAUAUGAAUGAAGACAGCCCCUCCAUGUCUGUGAAUUUCACCUCACCAGGCUGCCUCGACCACAUGAUGAAAUACAAAAAAAAGUGCGUCGAGGCAGGAAGUCUGUGGGAUCCGAAUGUCACUGCCUGUAAGAAGAACAAGACAGCGGUGGAAGUGAAUUUUACAACCAGCUCCCUUGGAAACAAAUACAUGGCUCUCAUCCGCAAUCACAUCGUAAUCGGGUUUUCUACCGUGCUGGAGGCUGAUGAGAGUCCCUUUGGGAAGAGCGGUCUUCCACCCGCAGUCUUUGUUCUUGCUCCCCUGGCUCAUGAUUCUCAGUUUGUCUCACUUCUGCCCCAGAACAACCCCCAAACGCGCACUUCUGUGGUGAUUCCAGUGACUGGGGAGAGCGAAGGUGCUGUGGUCCAGCUGACUCCGUAUUUCCGUACCUGUGGCAAUGACUGCAUCCGACGCAAAGGAACAGUUGUGCUUUGCCCACAGCCCAGCGUGUCCUUCUCCCUGGAUGGCCGCAGGAGCGUGUUGGGUGGCUGGCUGCCUCUCCUCUUCCCAGCCCUGCUGGGGGCCACGGCGGUGCUGAUGGCUGGGAUCUACCUACUGUGGAGGCACAAAAGGAUCAAGAAGGCCUCCGUCCCUACUGCCACCCUACUGCCCCCCAUUAAGGUUCUUGUGGUUUACCCACCUGAAAUAUGCUUCCAUCACACAGUCUGUUACUUCACUGAAUUUCUUCAAAACCACUGCAGAAGCGAGGUUAUUCUUGAAGACUGGCAGAAAAAGAAAAUAGCGGAGAUGGGUCCAGUGCAGUGGCUUACCACGCAGAAGAAAGCAGUGGAUAAAGUCAUUUUCCUGCUUUCCAAUGACGUCAAUACCAUGUGUGAUGGUACCUGUGACAAGAGUGAGGGCGGCCGCAGCCCCCACGAGAACUCCCAAGGCCUCUUCCCCCUUGCCUUUAACCUCUUCUGCAGUGAUCUGAGAAGCCAGACUUCCCUUUGCAAAUACAUGGUGGUCUAUUUCAGAGAGACAGACACCAAAGAGGAGUACAGCGCGCUCAGCGUCUGCCCGAAGUACUGCCUCAUGAAGGACGCGCCUGCUUUCUGUACAGAGCUUCUCCGUGCCGAGCAGCACGUGUCAGCGGGAAAGAGGCUGACAGCCCGUUCCCUACAGGCCACUCAGGAGACGUGUGGGGCCCUGAAGCCUUCCUGCUCCUCCACAUUACAGGGAGAAAGCAUCUCAGGAUUCUGAAGUUUCCUGUAUGGACUACGUACAGGGAGGAUUUUACAUACACCUGCUUUAUUUAGCAAUAGGAAUAGGGAGGAUUCACAACGGAAUACAUAUGCCUGAGUUUAAUCAAAAUUUGCAUGCCAAUAAAACUGUUACAAAUACUAA